AUGUUAGCCAAUAGAAGAAAGGCAUAUAUACCAUCAGGGCUUUUUUUUCCCCCUCAAAGAACAGGAGAAGGCACGCCCCGCUUUCAGCUAACCCCUUGUCUCUGCCCCUACCCACCUUCAAGCACCGUCCCUGGGUACCACUCCCCACCUAUCUGUACCGUCUCUACAGAAUAUCAUUUUGUGUUUAGUAAUUUGUAUAGAAAUGUUAACAAGAAAAGUAAAAUAGAUUCCCUGCAGCCGGCAACAAUAUACCCCUUCCAACAAAAAUGUACCCCUUCCAACAACUAUAUACCCCAUCCAACAACAAUAUACCCCUUCCAACAACUAUACACCCCUUCCAACAACUAUAUACCCCUUCCAACAACAAUAUACCCCUUCCAACAACUAUACACCCCUUCCAACAACUAUACACCCCUUCCAACAACUAUACACCCCUUCCAACAACUAUACACCCCUUCCAACAACUAUACACCCCUUUCCAACAACUAUAUACCCCUUCCAACAACUAUAUACCCCUUCCAACAACAAUAUACCCCUUCCAACAACUAUAUACCCCUUCCAACAACAAUAUACCCCUUCCAACAACUAUAUACCCCUUCCAACAACUAUAUACCCCUUCCAACAACUAUAUACCCCUUCCAACAACUAUACACCCCUUCCAACAACUAUACACCCCUUCCAACAACUAUAUACCCCUUCCAACAAGAAUAUACCCCUUCCAACAACCAUAUACCCCUUCCAACAACCAUAUACCCCUUCCAACAACCAUAUACCCCUUCCAACAACAAUAUACCCCUUCCAACAACAAUAUACCCCUUCCAACAACUAUAUACCCCUUCCAACAACUAUAUACCCCUUCCAACAACAAUAUACCCCUUCCAACAACUAUACACCCCUUCCAACAACUAUACACCCCUUCCAACAACUAUAUACCCCUUCCAACAACUAUAUAUCCCUUCCAACAACAAUAUACCCCUUCCAACAACUAUAUACCCCUUCCAACAACUAUAUACCCCUUCCAACAACUAUAUACCCCUUCCAACAACAAUAUACCCCUUCCAACAACAAUAUAACAAUAUACCCCUUCCAACAACUAUAUACCCCUUCCAACAAGAAUAUACCCCUUCCAACAACCAUAUACCCCUUCCAACAACCAUAUACCCCUUCCAACAACCAUAUACCCCUUCCAACAACAAUAUACCCCUUCCAACAACUAUAUACCCCUUCCAACAACUAUAUACCCCUUCCAACAACAAUAUACCCCUUCCAACAACAAUAUACCCCUUCCAACAACUAUAUACCCCUUCCAACAACUAUAUACUCCUUCCAACAACAAUAUACCCCUUCCAACAACUAUAUACCCCUUCCAACAACUAUAUACCCCUUCCAACAGCUAUAUACCCCUUCCAAUAACAAUAUACCCCUUCCAACAACUAUAUACCCCUUCCAAUAACAAUAUACCCCUUCCAACAACAAUAUACCCCUUCCAACAACCAUAUACCCCUUACAACAACCAUAUACCCCUUACAACAACCAUAUACCCCUUUCCAACAAAAAAACUCCCCAGCAAAAAUGGCGGGAAGGAGAGGAGGGAAGCUGGCAGCACUGCAGGGGUAGGGAGGCACACAGGGUGGCCUGGACAGUAGGGAGGGCGAUUGGUGUGGCGGGGGGCAAUUACUGGAACAGAUCCUUUGUAUGGCCUUCUCUGCAGCAGCUGAAAGACUUGAGGAGGGAGAGGGGGGAAAAGCCAGCUUUCAGCUGCAGAGAGAGCCAUACAGGGGAUUGGUUCCAGUAACUGCCCCCCUGCCUGACCAACCUACCUCCCUGCCCACUUUUGAUUCACCCUGCUGGUAUGAGCCCUGUACAGGAGGACUGGUGGCACCCCCUUAUCUAUGACCCUUCUUCCAGCACACCCCAGAACCCCUUGCCAUUACAUAUAUACAGUGAUGGAGAUGCUGGAAUGGCAUUCCCCCACAUUCCCACUAAAAGCCCUGCAUACCACCAGGUGCACCACAAGCUCUGUCCACCGCAGAAGUUGUCAGACUCUCAUAGUCUAGAACAGGGGUCUCUAAACUGUGGCCCGAGGGCCAGAUGUGGCCCUCUGGGUAGCCUUGGGGCACUAUUCCUCCCACUCACAGCAACAAUAGGGCAUUUUUUCUUCUAUGGAUACCAAUGAUGGGAUACUAUUCCUCCUACUAAUAGGGGCACCACUCCUAUUGACCACCAACCCUGAGGCCAUA
This is a messenger RNA of Rana temporaria (common frog), 2240 nucleotides long. RefSeq names its product DNA-directed RNA polymerase II subunit RPB1-like. The transcript has 3 exons. The record is from RefSeq and is a predicted model, not a curated record. Lineage: Eukaryota; Metazoa; Chordata; Amphibia; Anura; Ranidae. The coding region runs from base 1 to 1413 and encodes 470 amino acids.